Molecule: messenger RNA, 1910 nt
Organism: Suricata suricatta (meerkat)
Lineage: Eukaryota; Metazoa; Chordata; Mammalia; Carnivora; Herpestidae
Gene: ACTL10
Product: actin like 10
Exons: 1
Coding region: 561-1802 (413 amino acids)
Source: RefSeq, a predicted model, not a curated record
AUGAAUCCAAGUUCUUCUCCUUCCUUCUCUGACCACCCCCUCCCACCUUAAGUCAAGGCCAAGAGAGAGAUGCCAGGAGGCUCAAGGACUGGACUGGACUCCUGAGUCCCCAAGGAAGGAUAUAUGUCCAGAGGACAUUGCCACAAAGCCCCAUCAUUGUUAGAGUCCUGCUGCUCCCAGAGGCAUCUCAUCUAGAAGGACUGGACAAGGCCCUUUCAAUGUCUACCUCCACCAGGACUGAGGGAGCGGUAGCAUAGUAGAGGCAAGUCCUCAGAGGGGUGGGUCUGGUGCAAGGUGGAGCCUUGAACCUUGAGCUACAGGAGGGCGAAGAGGGCCCAAAAUGGCCAGAGCCCUGCAGGAGUGGAGACUGACACCUGAAUUAGUGGCAGGUCCUCGGGCCUGUGGACAGAGCCAAGAGCUGAAAAGAGACGUCCAGUCUGGCCGGAAGAAUAGGAGCUCAGGACUAGAGGCUGGAGUCGAGAAUUAAGGUGCUAGUUCUGUAACCAAAGACCAGGAUUUAGGCCUGGGGCCAGGGCCAAAAGCUGAAAAGAGGGCUUCCAAUGAGGCAGGGGGCGGGGCCCAGCCUCCAGGAGGGAGUGCCUCUGGUGAAGGGCAGGGUCGGGCCAGGAAAGGCAGGGCCUUCCGCGUCUGCGUCCGGGAGGUCCGGGAGCUGCCGGGUGCGCUGGCUGCCCUCGCUGGGCCACGUAGCGGUGGUGGUAGACCAGGGCUCGGGCUUCAUCAAGGCGGGCUUCGCGGGCGAGCGCCAGCCCUGCCUGGUGCUGAAGAGCUCCAGCCUGGUGCCCACCUGGGACCGGCCGGUGCUGCCCGGCGCACCCGGCUGUGAGGUGGCGGGCGGCGUGGCGAGGGCACACCCCAUCAAGCACGGCCUGGUGGUGGACUGGGAGGGGCUGGAGGCGCUGUGGGAGCGCCUGCUGGUGGGCGGCCUGCGGGUGUGCCCGGAGCAGUGGCCCGUGCUAGUGAGUGACUCGCCGUCGGCGCCGCCCGUGAGCCGAGAGAAGGUAGCCGAGCUGCUGUUCGAGGCCCUGGCGGUGCCCGCGUGCCACAUGGCCAGCACGGCGUUGCUGGCGCUCUGCUCCACUGGUGCGUUCAGCGGGCUGGCAGUGGAGGCAGGCGCGGGCGUGUGCCAUGCCACGCCUGUCUACGCGGGCCACUCGUGGCACAAGGCCACGUUCCGGCUGGACGUGGCAGGCAGCACCCUGUCACGCUACCUUCGGUACUUGCUGGUGGCAGCGUGCCCCGAUCUCCCGGAGCAGGCCUUGACCCGAAAGGCCAUCACACAGCUCAAGAAGCGCUGCUGCUAUGUGUCGCUGGACUUUGAGGGUGACCUUCAGAACGCUGACCGCCACCAUCCCGUCAGUCUCUGCUUAAGCAGUGGGUGCUCUGUCUGCCUCAGCAGCGAGCGCUUCCGCUGCCCGGAGCCAAUCUUCCAGCCGAGGCUGCUGGGCCGGGCUGAGCCAGGACUGCCCGCGCUGGCCUUCCAAGCACUGCAGAGGGUCCCUGCAACUCUCCGGACACGGCUGGCCAACAACGUAGUGCUGGCCGGUGGUUCCACGCUUUUCCCUGGCUUCACUGAGCGCCUGGAAAUGGAGCUGGAGGCGCAGUGCCGGAGGCAUGGCUACGGGGCACUGCGGCCUCACCUGGUGGCCAGCCCUGGACGUGGCACGGCAGUGUGGACAGGGGGCUCCAUGGUGGCCUCCCUGCACUCCUUCCAACAGCGCUGGAUAACCCGGCCCAUGUACCAGGAGUGUGGCUCCAGGCUGCUGCACGAAGUGUUCAACUAAGUCAUGUUGGACUGGAGGGGGAGGUGCCACGGGAGGGGCUGCAGGGGCUCAGUGGGCUGAGCUCUAUCAGAGGCAUUGAGUGCCAAAUAAAAGUCUCAAGUGAGUGGA